Molecule: messenger RNA, 1645 nt
Organism: Culex pipiens pallens (northern house mosquito)
Lineage: Eukaryota; Metazoa; Arthropoda; Insecta; Diptera; Culicidae
Product: U2 small nuclear ribonucleoprotein auxiliary factor 35 kDa subunit-related protein 1
Exons: 6
Coding region: 106-1584 (492 amino acids)
Biological process (GO): mRNA splicing, via spliceosome
Cellular component (GO): spliceosomal complex; U2AF complex
Molecular function (GO): metal ion binding; pre-mRNA 3'-splice site binding
Source: RefSeq, a predicted model, not a curated record
UUUCAAUCGUGUUGACAUCGUGAACAUCAGCUGCCGGGUUUUCAACUAAAAUUUGGCUUGUUUUUGCGAUAUUUUUGAUUGAUUUUCGUGGAACUAGUGUUACAAAUGACAGAAAAGAGUGUUAAAAUGAGCCGCAAGGACUGGCGCAAGUUGUUCAAGAAAAACCGCCGAAAGCGACACCGUCAGAAGGUGGCUCAGGAGCGUGACCGUUUGGCGCAACAAGCCGAGCAGGCCAAGCUGGCCAAUCCCAACUACGUUGCGUACCUUCGGGAGAAGGACCAACUGGAACGGGAGGCGGCCACGCGGGAGGAGGAACGCAGCCGGUACGAGCACGCCCUCUGGCUGGACCGGGAGCGAGAAGCUCGGGUUGCGUUUGAGAAGUUGAGGAAGAAGCGCGAGGAGGAGCAGCGGAAGCAAGAUGAGGAACGAGAGCGGAUACGGAAGGAGUUUGAGGAGCUGGAGCGGAAGGCGAGGGAGGCCAAAGAGGAGAAGCAGCGGCUGCUGGAGGAACUUCGACGCAGGCAGCUGGAACGGGAACGGUUGUUGGCGGAAUACUUGGCCGGGAUCGAUGACCACUUGGAGGGUCUUUGCCAGAUGGUGGACACGAGGACCGGAGCGAAUGUUUGCGGAUUCUUUGGGAAGAUUGGAGUUUGUAGGUACGGGAUAAGAUGCAGCUCGAAUCAUCCGACACCGGGAUUGAGUCAGCUUCUGCUGAUUCCCAACUUCUUUGCCCACCCUGCGCUGGACGACCGAAAUAAUCCGGAGUAUGGCACCGAUUCGGGCAUAGAGUUCGACGAGGAUGAGCUUUACCGAUGUUACAACGAGUUCUUCCACGACAUCAUCGCGGAAUUCGAGUCGUUCGGACUGAUUCGGUACAUUUUCGUGUGUCGGAAUCAUGCCGUCCACCUGCGCGGGAACGUAUUCAUCCAGUACGAUAGCGUGAGAAGUGCCGCCAAAGCUCAGCAAAGGAUGAACGGUCGCUUUUACGCGUCCCGACAGCUUCACGUUGAGUUCCGGUCGCCAAUCUCGUGGCCUGCUGCCGUCUGUGGUCUGUUUGAGCAGUCACGCUGCCAGAAGGGCAAAAACUGUAACUAUCUGCACUUGAUGAGGAACCCGGUCAGCAAGUAUCGGUACUGUCACUCCAAAGAACUUCACUCCGUGCGGGAAUCGCAGAGGAUGUCGCAGCGAUCGCAACCUCAGGAAAGAAGCUGGGACGACAUCGAAAUACCUGCCAAGCAACGCACCAACUGGCGCUGGUCGGAGACCCCCGAAGUGGAAGCGCCGAGCCGCAACGGUCGUGGUCAGUCCCGGUUGUCCAAGGAACGUAGCGAUUCUAGUCGAAGCUGCCGAUCCGGACGAAGUCACAGUAGGUCCAAAGAGCGAUCGCGCAAAGAUGGUGAUGAUAGGAGGAGCCGCCGUGAAUCACGUUCGGGAAGUGAUCGAAGCAGCAGGAGACACCGGGAAGAUCGCUCGAGUGAGCAUAAGAAGAAAAAGAAGAAGAGAAGUCGCUCGAAAAGCAAAGAACGAAGCUCUCAGCGAAGACACAAAGAGUCCCGCAGCGAGUCGGAGCGAAGGAAGCGUUGAGCUGAAACUAAAAAAAAAUGUUUGCCAAAGUUUUUAGGAUAUUUAAUUAAAGAACAAAUAA